AUGCCGUGGCUGGGAGCGGGGGAGAGCGGCGGCAGCGCUGGCUGCCGAGGGGGGGAAGUUAAUACGGAGCCGCCACCCCCUCCCCCGGCUCCGGGAAUCCCUCCGCGCCGGCCCGGCCGGAUCUCGCCGAGGGGCGGGCGAUGCCGCUGGAGCGCCGGCGGCGCGGCCCAAGGAAGGAAGGAAGAAUUGCUCUCGCUCCCGGAACGCCGCCGGGCCGCGGGGCUCACCCGGCCAGCGGGCCCAGAGCAGAGAGGGGACUAUUUCCCGGCGGCGGCGGCGCAGGGAUCCCGGCGGGAGAUGUGGCGGCUCCGGUGGUGCCGGGGCGAGGGGCGGGAGGAGCCGCGGCCGCGCGGGGACCGAGCGGGGACGGGAGGCGCAGGAGCGGGGCCCGGCCCGGGGCCAGGGCCAGGGCCGGGUCCCGGCGGGGAAAGCCAGCGCUGUCACAUCGCUGAAAUCACAAGAUGUGUGAACCCGUGCUGGGCUGUCUUCCAGUUAAAGGUUUCAAGAGUUAUCUCCUUUCCAGAUCUGAAUGGAAUUCUUCUGCAUCAGAGCUGUUGGAGGGACAGCUGUUCCUGCUCAGCCCUUUCAGUAUCAUUGUUUAAUUUCUCUUCAGUUUAUCUAAAUAUCUGGUUGCCUGUUGCUGUGCUAACUUGAAGAGGUGACCAUUUGCAGUGAGUUAAUGAUGUUUAUGCUCUCUCCUGUGGAUCUCUCCUCCUUUUCCUUCCAUCAAGCAACAUCACAAAAGGAAUAAACUGUGCAAGAUUUUCUCCUUGCAGUUAAUAAUACCAAGCACUCAUUUUGUUGAGAAAAAUGUUCUUUAAAACAUUCUAGAAUAAAGAAAUAAAAUCA
Messenger RNA from Onychostruthus taczanowskii (white-rumped snowfinch), 849 nucleotides. RefSeq names its product transcription initiation factor TFIID subunit 4-like. The transcript is spliced from 4 exons. NCBI's taxonomy places the organism in Eukaryota, Metazoa, Chordata, Aves, Passeriformes, Passeridae. The record is from RefSeq and is a predicted model, not a curated record. The coding region runs from base 1 to 654 and encodes 217 amino acids.